GGAUGGGUGUGGUCGAAAUUGAAUUACUCACAGUCUUUAAAAUACGUAUCAUACUAGUCAUCUCAGAAAUCACCGUAAACUAAUUUGGAAACUCCACAGCGAGCACGCGCUUACUGUGUUGGCAGACAAUUUUAAUUUACCCCUAGUUAUUUCUUAUUGCAUCAAACUAUUUAUACUGAUUAGCUAGUUAAUCUAGUUUAACCAUUCUAAUAGUAUUUUAUCUCAUAUGAUUUUUAUUCCAUUCGCUAAAGCUUACUGCCUGGAGUACCAGCUACAUUAGCUAUUAGCUAACGUGAGUUUGCAUGCAAAACUGUAUCUAUUUACGGAAAUGAAUUAAAAUGGAAUGCAAUUACAACCCUAAUUCCAUAAUAACAAUAAUAAUAAUAAAAAUAAUCAUAAUCAUAAUCAUAAUAAAUGAAUAUGUGGUUGAGCAGCGCCCCCAGUUGACCAUGCCCGUCCAGUCAUUCUCCUUCCCCCUCCCUGAGACCCGCUUCUUCCGAGCUGGACGCCACGUCUACAAGUUUAAGAUCAAGAGCGGCAGCAAAUGCAGUGAUGAGAUUAUCAACGAUGAGCACACCACGCAGGAGCUUGAGGAUGUCGUACGGGUGGUGCUAGCAAACCUGGACAGCCUCCAGCCCUUCGUCACAAAGCACUUCAACAUCUUUCCCUACAAGAGCAGGUGGGAAAGGGUCUCUGAGCUACAGUUCCAGCAGGGUGGGCUGAUGCUGACGGCCUACCCUUUCCUCCUCACACUCUACCUGGAAACCCACGAUGGCCUGCAUGCGCACACAGCUAAGCAGUCCGGGGCCUGGACACCGGUGAGAGCAGCAGAACAGGGCGCACUUCCUCUACCUCGGAGCCUCACCUGUCAGCACAAGCGCAGUAGGACUGAGCAGCCACCAGGGGGCUCUCCAACUCAGCACAGACGCGGGGGCGCCCGGCCGCCCCCAGAGAGGACCACUGGAGCCGAAACGAUGGCUGGAGACAGGAGGGUGUGUCUCCCCGCCGAACGAAGGCCCGCGGUGUCUACCCAUCAUGCCCCGACAGCGCUCCGCCCUGUUACUGCCGCGCAUGACCACCGCCUGACACACGGGCGCACUCAGGUUCCAGGACAUUUAGCAGCGGUUAACACCGCCCCAGUCAGCAGUGCUGUGAUACAGACAGAAGGGUGGGAGGAAGGAGGGGCUGAGAGUGAAGGGGAGGGGCUUACCAGGACUGCAGAGCAGGGUGAACCUGAAGGACCCGCCCCCAGUGACUCCGAGACAGGCCAGCCAGGUGUUCUUACCAGCUUUGCCAGGAAACUGUUUCCCUUCUCCCUGUUCGUUAGAAGCUGGAGGAAAUAGAGGGAGCACUUUUUCGCUUGUUUUACUGUUCCAGUGUGACCAUUUUCCUAAAUUAUAAAAUGCAAAAAAAGGCAAGCACUACAGUAGAUAACUGCAUUGUCAUCAAAAGGUUUAAAUGCCAGCAUUUUUUUAAAACUAGAAGAGCCAUGAGUCUUCUGUUCACUGUUUGUCAACAGGUAAUUUUAUGGCACCACAGCAAAUUAAGUUAAUUUCAUUAGUAGAUUAUUCAGUAUGUUUUAAAUUCUGUUUUGGUUGUAGCUGUUAUUACAUGCCAGUAGAAUUAGUAAUAUUAGUUAUAAUUGAAUAAAACCAAAUUUUUAGUGUCUGUUAAUUGUGUA
Messenger RNA from Anguilla anguilla (European eel), 1681 nucleotides. RefSeq lists its product as uncharacterized. Gene Ontology annotation, cellular component: nuclear inner membrane. Gene Ontology annotation, biological process: meiotic attachment of telomere to nuclear envelope; homologous chromosome pairing at meiosis. Gene Ontology annotation, molecular function: DNA binding. The record is from RefSeq and is a predicted model, not a curated record. The transcript is spliced from 10 exons. Lineage: Eukaryota; Metazoa; Chordata; Actinopteri; Anguilliformes; Anguillidae. Bases 339 to 1343 code for a protein of 334 amino acids.